UGACACAGUGUGGAGAACACUCUGCUAUCUGGGCUUGUCUUGGGUGGAAGCGUCUCUGGCAGCAUCAGAAGGCAACUGCUGCGGUUUCUAUAGUUUCCAUGGUUUCCUGUCAUCUACCAUAACUUACGUGAUAUGUGGAUGUAAAGAAAGACAUUAUGAGUGAGAGCAGCAGGAAAGGAAGUUUCUCAGAAGGCCUGGUCCUGGAUGACUCUGAGAAAGGAGGAGUUGUCAUAAAAGGAAUCACAGAUGAUGAAGUUACUGCAAGGAGUGGCCUGAAAGAGGGAGAUGAAAUUGUUGCAGCUACAGUACACCUUGACCACCUCAGCAAAGAUGAUGUGCUGAAGAUCCUGAAGGUCCUCGAGCCAUAUGAUGACAACAUGAAGGUUGUCACAAAGCAAGAGUUGAAAGCUGGUCUUGACCCUGUAAAGAUGCUCAGUGGUUGUUUAGACCAAAAGAAGCAGCUGCCAGUGGAUGCAUCAGCUGAAUCACCAGUUAUUGCGCUUGAUGGACUAAAUGGAAAGCUAAAUGCUGCUGGGGGGUUGGGGGGUGAAAUAAGUGUUCCCAGUGUCAAUGGAGACCUGCCCAGCCUUACUCUCAACACACCUUCAGCCGAUAGCGAUGCUAAGUUGACACUGCCCACUAUAGGCAUAGCUGGACCAAAUGUAAAGGGAGCAGAUCUGGAUGGCACUAUCAGAGCACCUGAUGUCAGUGUUUCAUCCCCACAGCUCAGCACUCCUGAUACCUCACUUGAGAUUGAGAAACCAGAUGUCAAGACAGGCAACUUGAAAUACAAACCCCCAAAAUUCAAGAUGCCACAUUUCAAUCUACCUCAGGUGAAUGGCAAAACACCAAAAGGAGAAAUGGAUGUUUCAGCCAGUUUAGAUGCACCUGAUUUUAGUGGAAAUGUGAAGACACCAGACUUGAAUCUCUCAGCCCCUAGAGUAGACAUUGGAACUGCAGAUUUGGAUCUGAAUGGGCCAAAUGUGGAUCUGAACGGGCCAGAUGUGGAUCUAAAUGGGCCAGAUGUGGAUUUGAAAGGUCCUGGUGUGGAUUUAAAAUCCCCAAAUACUGAUAUAGAGGUUUCCUCAGGAAAAAUCAAGUGGCCACAUCUCAAACUGAAAGGUCCUAAGGUUAAAGGACUGGAUGAGGAUAUAAGUGGGGACCUGUCUGUACCUGAUGCAAAACUCUCUACACCAAACAUAGAUGGGAACCUAAGUACAGAUGUGGACCUUAAUCUCCCCAAAGUUGACCAUGAAAUCCCUGAUGUAAAUGGUCAAACCCCAGAUUUAGACAUUGAUGCACGAUCAUGGAAAAUCAACUGGCCUCAUCGGAAAUGGAAGAAGCCCAGGCUUCACAGCCCAAAAGCUGAUAUGGAUGCAAACCUAAAAACACCAGAUUUCAAUCUCUCAGCUGCAAAACCUGCAGGGGAUAUAAAGGCACCGGAUGCUGAACUGAAUUUGACAAAUGUUGCCCCUGAACUCCCCAAUAUAGAUGUUCACAGCCCAGAUGCUGAUAUUGACAUUGAUGCUCCAUCAAAGAAAAUCAACUGGCCUCAUCUGAAUUGGAAGAAACCCAAACUUCACAGCCCAAAGGCUGAUAUUGGCAUUGAUGCAGACCUGAAUACACCAGAUGCUAAUCUCUCUGCUCCAAAGAUUGACGGUGACAUCAGUGCAGAUGUCAAUACACCUGACCUUAGCCUCUCUCCUGCUGAAGUUGGAGCAUCACUUGCUGGACCUGAUGUGGAUCUCAACUUGCCUGGCGCACAUAUUGACCACCCUGAACUUGAUGUGAACAGUCCAAAUGCAGACAUUGAGGUUCCAUCUGGGAAGAUCAAAUGGCCCACUCUUAAAAAGCCAAGGUGGACAAUAUCAGGUCCUAAGGUAAAAGGACCUGAUGUUGAUGUAGAUGCUAUUUCAGCACCUGACUUGAGUCUGUCUGCACCAAAAACUGAUCUGGAAGGCCCAAAAGUAGACAUUGAUGAUCCAAAUAUUGAUACUGAAGCUCUGUCUGGGAAACGGAAAAAGUUCACCCUAAAGAUGCCCAAAUUUGGGACAUUGAAAGGACCAAAGGUUGAUGUUGAUGAACCAAAAAUUGACAGUGGCAUUGAUACUCCACAGAUUGAUUUGCCUACAGUUGAUGUCCAAGAUCCAGAAAUUGACCUUAAUCCUCCAGAUGUUAGCCUUGAUCCCCACUCUGGAAAACUGAAGUUGCCCAAAUUAAAACUACCAAAAAUUAGAGGGCCAAAAAUAAAAGGUCCUGAUGUGGAAGCUGAUUUAAAGACACCCGAUAUUGAUGCCAGUGUUGAUUUACCAAAAGUAGAUAUGGAUGCACCUAACCUAGACUUGGAAGGGCAAAAUCUUGCCCUAUCUGCACCAAAAAUUGAAGGACAGCUUGAUGUUCCAAAGGCCAAUCUCACAGGCCCUGAUGUAGACCUUCAAUCUCCAGAAGUUGAUGUUCCAUCUGGAAAAUUUAAGCUCCCUAAAAUGAAAUUUCCAAAAUUUGGUUCAACAGGCCUAAAGGUGAAAGGUCCUGAUCUUGAUGUUGAUUCACAAGGUCUGGAUGCCUCUGUUCCUGAUGUAGAUGUAAAGCUGCCUAAAGCAGAUCUAACAGCACCUGAAGCUAAUCUAGAAGCACCAGACUUGAAUCUCACAGCCCCCCAAAUCACAGGUCCUGAAGCAGGCCUGGAUGUUGAUGCUCCCACUGGAAAAUUUGAUUUUCCAUCUCUUAAACUGCCUAAAUGGAACUUUAAUGGAUCCAAAGUGAAAGACCUUGAUGCUGAUCUUAAGACAGAUGUUGACCUUUCAGUUCCCAACACUGAUAUCAUCCAGGGCUCUGAUCUUGAGCUGAAAGCCCCAGGCCUCAAUCUUUCUGCCCCAAAGACAGAGGGAGACAUAUCUAUGCCAGAUCUAGACAUGAAUUUGCCCACCGCUGAAGUCAAGCAACCUGAUGUGAAUCUUGAAGCACCUGAUGUAAGUACAGGUAAGUCAGGAAGGAUCAAACUACCUACAAUUAAACUGCCAAGGUUUGGUUCAUCAAAACCCAAAGUAGAGGGUCCUGAUCUAGAUAUCAGUGGUGACCUAAAUACCCCUGAUGCCGAGUUGAAAAUGCCUGAGCUGAAUCUUGCAACACCAAAAGUAGAGGCAGAUAUAUCUCCCCCAGCUGUAGAUAACAGUUUAAUGAAAGCUCCUGGAUUGCACACCCCAAAUAUAGACCUUUCAGUUCCUGAUGGUCUCAAGGGCCCUGAUCUUGAUCUGAAAGGCCCAGGCCUCAAUCUUUCUGCCCCAAAGACAGAGGGAGAUAUAUCUGCUCCAGAUCUGGAAAUGACUUUGCCCAAACCUGAUGCCAAGGUACCUGAUGUGAAUCUUCAAGCACCUGACGUAAAUACAGGCAAGUCAGGAAAAAUCAAGUUUCCUUCAUUUAAACUGCCAAAGUUUGGUCCACCAAAACCCAAAGUGGAGGGUCCUGAUGUAGAUGUCAGUGCUGACCUAAAUGCCCCUGAUGCUGAGUUGAAAAUGCCUGAGUUGAGUCUUGCAGCACCAGAUAUAUCUGGUGGCCUGAAGGGCCCUGAUCUUGAUCUGAAAGCUCCAGACCUCAACCUUUCUUCACCAAAAACUGAAGGAGACCUCUCAGCGCUAAGCUUAAAUGGGAAGUUGCCAGCAGCUAAAUUAGAAGCACCUGAUAUCUCUGCACCUCAGGUGGAUGUCAAUGUGCCAAAAACAGAUGUCAAAGGAUCUGACAUACAGUUAAAAACUCCAGAUGUAGAUACUAAUGCCUCCCUGGGUGAGUUCAAAAUGCCUCAUUAUAGGCUUCCAAAACUCUGCCUUUCAACUCCUAAAGUAGAAGGUCCUAGUAUUGAUACUGAUACACAAGACUUGAGUCUUCAUCCUUCAGUUGAGAGUGAGAUAUUGGUACCUAAGGUAAACACUGAUGCCCCCAUAGCAGAUGACAAAACUUCUGUACCUCAGGUGGACUUAAAAGUUCCUGACCUUAACGCAUCUGCACCAAAGUUGGAGGGAGAUGCUGACAUCAAUGUAAGUGUACCUCAUGGAGAUUUUAAAGGACCUGAAGUAGAUGUCAAGGCUCCCAAUGUUGAUAUUGACACAGAAACAUCAAAACUGCCACAUUUCAAACUGCCAAAGUUGGGCCUUUCAGAGCCUGGAAUAAAAUCCUCAGAGGUUCAGGCCAAUGCAGAUGUGAGUGUGUCACCUGAUGUAAAGAUCAAGGACCCCACUGUUGCAGGAGAGGUCAGCUCUGUCCCUGAUAAGAGUCUUAACAAGCCUCAACUGGCCUCAGCUGAGGGAGAGGCUGAAGUUAAGGAUUCUCCAAAAAGUAAGCUGAGAUGGCCCUUCAAAUGGGGGGUGAAAUCCAGUUCAAACGAUGAAGAAGAAAGUGAGGCUGACUCUGAAACUGACCUGUCUAAUGCUGACGUGGAGGUUCCUAUAUUCAAAUUCCACAAACUACCCAGGCACAACAUUGAUAAUGUUGGAUUCAGUGAUAGUUUUGGUAUACUAAAAACUGAAGAAAGCAAUAAGGAUUAUGUAAUUAGCAAGGGAAUCCGUUUGCCAAUAGUAAAUGCAACAUCAAAUACAGGGGAGAAGAUUGAUAUUAUGGAGAGACUGAAAAUAGCCAAGGAAAAAGCAACUGAAGUCAAAGAUGAUGCUGGGGAUCUUGCUGGCGCAAGUCCUGAUGACCCCACUUUGGCAAGAGGAGGAACCUUCAAAGUUGGAAAGCCUGAGUCUGGACUAGGCCUGGAACACCCAGUGGUUGUUUCAUCAGAGGAAAAUGAUAAGCUGUCACUAAGCCUCUCCAAUAUGCUUGGUCUAAAUAUCAAGGACCAAGACACCGAUUAAUACCUGCUUUGUGAACCAAUUAAAUGAAACAUCAUUG
Messenger RNA from Myripristis murdjan (pinecone soldierfish), 4887 nucleotides. RefSeq names its product neuroblast differentiation-associated protein AHNAK. The transcript is spliced from 5 exons. Lineage: Eukaryota; Metazoa; Chordata; Actinopteri; Holocentriformes; Holocentridae. The coding region runs from base 156 to 4850 and encodes 1564 amino acids. The record is from RefSeq and is a predicted model, not a curated record. Gene Ontology annotation, molecular function: protein binding. Gene Ontology annotation, cellular component: cytoplasm; costamere; nucleus. Gene Ontology annotation, biological process: regulation of RNA splicing.